This is a messenger RNA of Plenodomus lingam JN3, 2496 nucleotides long. RefSeq lists its product as uncharacterized. The record is from RefSeq and is a predicted model, not a curated record. NCBI's taxonomy places the organism in Eukaryota, Fungi, Ascomycota, Dothideomycetes, Pleosporales, Leptosphaeriaceae.
AUGGAAGUGCGACGGGACCCUCGGUCUUUUCUUUUCUUUAUCAUCCUACUACUACUCAUCAACUCGCCGGAACCGCAGCAACCGACGUUCAACGUGCAUGCGCGCUUCAAGGAGCUCAUCGCGCGCGAAUAUGGCCACCUCGACAUACUAAACAGGACGCGGUAUGGUGACUUCAAUGUAAAGAAGAAUCGAUGGUUGAACGUGACUGGGCUGCGAGAGGAGGAUGGCUUUGCGUGGGAGUUGUUGGAUCCGGUGCGGGAGCGGGCGAGACAACAGUCGGAACGAUGGCUGGGUGAGCGCUGGCAGGGUGCGCUUGAUGGAUCAUUAGAAGGGCAGGAAGAGAGUAUACCGGUCUACAAGAACCUUUCUGGCUACGUGCAGGGUGAAUGGACGCGCUCGCCCCUGAGUCGCAUACGACAUCCCAGCGACAUGGGCAACUCGUCGGUCAUUCCUAGCGACCCGUUUGGACAUUUGGUCGAAUACGAUCGGAACCUCACAGGAACUGGCGGACCGCUGCGGUUACACAUUACAGAGCUGGAAGACAAGAUGCGGAGGAAUGAAAAUAAAACCAUGUCUGAAAUCAGCGCGAAGGUGGUGAUCGGAGAUGACGACAGUUUUGGAGGCAAUUGGUGGGAGUUUAUUGUGCAUGGUGUACACUUGACAAAGAGUGGGACGGCGAUACUGACGACGACAAGUGAUCGGUAUGCGGGCAUCUUUGCUUUGCCACAUUUACAAUCGUCGCAGUAUCAUUACUCCUUGUCGCAGAGUUUCCUCAAUUGGACGAUCCACGAGACGAUCAAGCGGCAAGAGAACAGAGUGUUUCCGCUGUGGAAUCCGUGGACCUCCUCGGCCGAGGGGAGCAAUGAAGCCAUCUUCCAAGGACAUCACUGCGAGUUCGUCUUAUACCUGCAAGAGAUACCGAGUCAGUAUAAGGUGGACAUGGACUGGCUCGAGCACGAGAUGCGAUACCCAACUGGAGCAUCAAUCAAACAACAUGCGCCAUUCUCCAUGUCCUUUGUGGGCUUCUCACCUGACUGUGGCUUCGUCAUCGAGUCGAAAGGACCUCCAGACUUCCCACCUUCGGAAGCAGCACAUCUGAGUGGAUCCAAGACCGAGGACUUCAACGAACGGACGAGACAUAGCAUCAUCGCCUUCUCUGUCACUCUAGCGUUCCAAUUGUCUUUUCUCAUCCAGCAAAUGAAGGAGACGGCCACACCAUCGAUGCGCAGCCGAGUUAGCUUCUACACCAUCGCAACGAUGGCUUUAGGCGAUGGCUUCACAUUUCUCAUCCUGGUGUUCAUGUACCUUUUCCUUGGCUCUUCCCAGCUUGCCUUGUACAGCAUUGCAUUCAUGGCCCUAUUCUCUGUGCUCACGCACCUCCGCUUCCUCAUGGACAUUUGGUCAGUUCAAGCUGCAGAGCGGGCACGGUUAGAACGACAGACAAUACCAGCUCCUUCUCCUGCCCCAGCAACUCCCGCUAUUACUACAUCGACUCGAUCUGCAGUCCCUGCAUCUGCUGUUCAAGGUCUCCCCCUCCCAGCAACAGCUUCUCGGCUGCAGCCCCGGCCACCAACACCCAUUAUUAUCGCACCAGAUCAAGACGACCCCUUGGAUGACGAAACACCCUUACCGACAACCAACACAGCCACUACCACAACAACGGUAACAACGACAACACAAACAAACGCGAAUCCUCGCGCCGAACUCGGUGCCCUUUACAGCCGUUUCUGCCUCCUGCUAAUCGUUCUCUUCUUCGUCACCAUACAAUUCGCGACCGCGCGCGCCACUUACCGCACUUUCUACUUCAACGCUCUCUCCUUCACUUACCUCUCUUUUUGGCUCCCGCAAAUCUACCGUAACGUCAUGCGCAACUGCCGUAAAGCCCUACGCUGGGACUACGUCAUCGGUACAUCACUCGUUCGCAUCGCCCCAAUUUCGUACUUCUACUUGAAGGAAGACAAUGUGCUCUUUGCGCGCACAGAUUGGCAGUGUUUUGCAGUGCUACUGGGGUGGAUGUGGAUUCAGGUCGUCAUUCUAUGCAGUCAGGAGGUACUAGGAGCAAGGUGGUUUGUGAGAAGUGGAUGGGCGCCCGAGGCGUGGGAUUACCAUCCUAUUCUCCGUGAGGAUGCGGAAGGCGGGAUGAUGCCGUUGAACGUUACCAUGCCCACUGGUUCUACCACCACCGACGACCAUGCCUCCUCUUCUUCUGCAACAUCGACAAAGUCACCCGAAACCAAAGACAAACGCACAAACAAAAAGGUCUUUGACUGCAGUAUCUGCGCGCAGGACAUCGAGGUUCCGGUGAUUCCCGCAGGCGCGGGUUCCGGAACCGCAGACGAAGGCGUGGCCGGUAUGGCGGGCACGAGUAUGAUAUUGCAGCGUAGAAUGUACAUGGUUACGCCGUGUAGACAUGUUUUCCACACGCCUUGUUUGGAGGGCUGGUUGAGGUAUAGGCUUUUAUGUCCAAACUGUAGGGAAAGUUUGCCGCCGCUUUGA